UAUGAGUCAGGAAAUAUAUCGUGGACACAAGCAAGAUACUAUAAAUCUAGAUAAUAAAAAUUCAUAUUUUAGAAUGUACCAGCAAAACGUCAAAAUGAUUCUGAAGCUUUGUUUCAAUAAGCGUAUAUUUGCGCGGUAAUUUUGAGUAAUCCUGAAUAUAUGCGCGAAUUGACGUACUAAAUUAUCAAUAUUUUACGCAUAAAUAGACAAGCAUUGAGGGGGUUUCCUUGUAGCAAAGUUAACACCUUCAAGGCCAGUAAAACAAGGAGCAUCGUAGUAAUAUACCAAGAUAGAUCAUCGAUGUAUCAUGUCUAGCUAAUUUACCAGGUCAGUUAUCACCCGUCGUAGAACGUCAUUGUAUAAUUAGCGUGCUCUGGUUUGACGUCAUUGUUUCAUAUAAAUACUGAAUGCCUGGUCCCGGCCACCAUAAACUUGUGAGAGAGCUGUCUCGACGUGCUAUUGUACUUUUAAAUAAAUACUUUGCAUUGAAACGUGUUACUUCCUCUUUUGAGUAACCUAAUUUUGAGUGAUUAUUUUUCUUGCUAAAUAUCAAUAUAAUUCAAUACUUUUAAGUACAGGACGAUGACUGCCACAUUUAUUGUCUUCGCGCUGCUGUUCGUCGCCUGUUCUUACGCAUCACCUCUUAGAAUGAUGAGCAUGUUUGGUUCUCCCAUACUUGUUGUGCCAGUUCUUGUUCAAGAACUAGACGAUCCUCAAACUUUGAUAAACAAGGAAUCGGUAUACGCAUUAAAUGACGAUUUUAAAGUUCCGAAUAAUAUCGCAACCUCCAAUAUUGAAAAACGCAGUGUAGAGGAAGCAAAUGAUGAUGAUCUUGAGAUUGCAGCUGGUACCAAUGUUCUUCGUCCUCUCUUCGUGUAUCGGCAACAGGUCGCGUAUCGACAACGUGCCAGGGAUGCUGUCCGAGGUAGAGGUAGGCGAAUAUAAGCGAAAGAAGCAAAAGCCGAUUUGGAGAUUUCAAUAAUUGCAACUUAUCUCAUUUUGAUAUUAACUCAUUUUGGGAGGAUAAUACAUUUGAGAUACUUGGAAACUUAUAAAGCCUCAACGGGUCUAAAGAUUUUUGAAGUCCUUUAAAGAUCUUUAAAAAAGAAUUGAAAGAAGAUCGAGCAAGAAAAAAUUUCAUGAAAUUUAAACAAAAAUACGCAAACCCCAAAGAAAAAUGGAUAAACUACAGAGAAGCUAAGAUGGUUUCGCAUUAAAAUGAUUCGAUUAAACAAAAUACGAACAUCUAUUUUGAAAAAUAAUAAGCUGUGAUACGAAUCUUUUUUAAACAAAAUUGACAUUUGUAGCUUGCUAAGGUUGUAUAAGAUAAAGCUUGCUGCUCGCGGAUAUUUAUAGGUGUGCCAUGAGCACACAAGAACAAAAACUUAAGUUUAUAAACAGCGAAGCGGAAGACUUACUGCAAUAUGAAAAUUUCGGGCGCAAAUAAAACUGUUUCGUUGUCGACGGAGCUUACCGUCGAGAUAAAAAAAUAUGUGAAGUAUAGAAAAAAUACAGAGAGUCGAUAACGGAAAGGAAAUUUUUGUACUGAAAAACGAGUAAAUUUUAAAACAGCAGCGAAGGGCAUUGAACUUGUUAGUACACUUACGCUAAAAGAUUGUAGACGUUAUUUCGACGAAGAUUAACGGUAUAAAUUAACGGAUAUGAACUAAUCUUGCUGAUUCAGAAAAGUUUUUCUUUUUAUAACAAAUGGAAUAAUAAGAGCAAAAAAUCAAGAAAGCAUUUAGCUAUUUUACGAUCACAUACGAUCUCUUAUAAAAAUCCUACAGAUUUAAGUCGGAUUAAAAUUAAACAUACAAGAGAGUGAGCUGAUUAAAAUAAUAAAUAAAAGAAUUAGAGGAAG
Molecule: messenger RNA, 1861 nt
Organism: Acromyrmex echinatior (Panamanian leafcutter ant)
Lineage: Eukaryota; Metazoa; Arthropoda; Insecta; Hymenoptera; Formicidae
Source: RefSeq, a predicted model, not a curated record